CUGAGUCCCUCCCACCGAAUCUGCAGGGGCCAGGGGAGGCAGCUGGGAGGAAAGCCCCAGUUGGUGAGAGGUACCGUCACAGCAGGCCAGGCGCCAGCGUCUCCCCAUGGGGUGGCUUCGCUCUGGCCUCCCGUUCCCUGUGAGCUGCCUGGCGCUGGUGUGGGUGGCCGGCUGUGGGAGCCUCAAGGUCCUGCAGAAGCCCACCUGCUUCUCAGAUUACCUCAGCCUGUCUACCUGCGAAUGGCAGCUGGACCAGGCCCUGGAAUGCAGAGCAACACUCCACCUGUUCUACCAGCUCCUGUUCAACCCGGAUCCCUAUGAAGAAAGCCACGUCUGUGUCCCCGAGAACAGUGCCGCUGCGGCAUGCGUGUGUCACAUGGGCCUGGAGAACCUGGUCACCAGUGACACCUACCAGCUGGACCUGUGGGCCGGGAGGCAGCUGCUGUGGAGAUACAACUUCACGCCCAGCCAGCACGUGAAGGCCAGGGCCCCGGUGAACCUCACGCUCAGCACCAAUGUCUCCAGCGGGUGGCUGCUGUCAUGGAGCAACCUGUACCCGCCCUGGAACUACCUGCACAACAGGCUCACCUACCAGGUCCACGUCGCCAGCGAGAGCCAGCCAGAGCAUGUCAAAGUCUACAACGUGACUUACAAGGAGACCACCUUGCACCUGGAAGCCCGAGACCUGGCGUCCGGGGUCACCUACACGGCACGGGUGCGGGCCCUGGCUCAGCUGGACGGCAGCACCUGGAGCGCAUGGAGCCCCGGCGCCACCUGGGAGAACUACUACGGGCAGCCCCUGGAGCAGCGGCUCAAGAUGGGCCUGGUCAUCGCCUGCUUCGUGGUGGCACUCGUCUGCCUGUCCUGCUACUGCAGCGUCACCAGGAUUAAGAGAGAGUGGUGGGACCAAAUUCCCAACCCUGCCUGCAGCCCUGCGGUGGCCAUUGUCAUUCAGGGUCCCCAGGUGUCGGCGUGGGAGAAGCGACCACGGGGCCAGCAGCCCGGCAAAUGCCCGCACUGGAAGACAUGUCUGACCAAGCUCCUGCCCUGUUUGCUGGAGCAUGGUGUGAAAAAGGAUGAAGACCUCCCGAAGGCUGCCAGAAAUAGGGCUUUGAACGGCCCCGGGAAAUCAGCAUGGUCCCCUGUGGAAGUCAGCAAGACCGUGCUCCUGCCAGAGACCAUCAGUGUGGUGCGGUGUGUGGAGCUGUUUGAGGCCCCAAGAAAGGCAGAGGAGGAGGACGAAGAGGAGGAGGAGGAGGAGGACGAGGAGGAGGGUGAAAAGGACUUCGGCACAUCUGUGGAGAGCGGCCAGGGCUUCACGGACGGCAGGGAGGGCAUCGCAGCGCGGCUGACCGAGAGCCUGCUCCUGGGCCUGCUGGGCGCCGAGGAGGGGGGUCCCCGAGUGCGAGGGUGUCCUAGGCACGGGCUCCUUGUCACCCAUCAGCCGGGGGCCCUGGACCUGCCCGCGCCACCAGGCACCUGCGGGAGGCAGCGGUGCAAAUUGGACACAGCUGUGUCCCGAAGUGCACCGCAGCUCCGACGCUGCCGCCUGCCUCCCCUGAGUCUGCAGCAGGCAGCCCGACCCCGGCCCCUUUCUGGACAAGGACGGGAAGGGGUGAGCUCCUCGGUCGCUGCUGCCCCCUGGUGGCCGGAGUUGGCCCAGCGCCUGGCUCCGUCCUGGGCCAGGAUCCAGGCCGCAGAAGCAGGCGGGCACCGGCCCCACCUCUCCUCCCUCCGCAGCCCGAUGGGUGGGGUCCCCUGGGUGCUGGGUGGCCCGGACUGCUGCACCCCACCUCGCCUGUACAAUGGUAACAUCGGUGCCCGUCUCAAGCUUCAGACGCUGCUGUCUGCGAGCCCUGAGAGCGGAGCCCCCUGGACGCACCCGCGGACCGCGGCAAGCGGCACACAGCCCUGCACCCCGGAAUCCACGCAGUCACAGCGGUAA
Molecule: messenger RNA, 1945 nt
Organism: Fukomys damarensis (Damara mole-rat)
Lineage: Eukaryota; Metazoa; Chordata; Mammalia; Rodentia; Bathyergidae
Gene: Il4r
Product: interleukin 4 receptor
Exons: 13
Coding region: 107-1945 (612 amino acids)
Biological process (GO): production of molecular mediator involved in inflammatory response; cytokine-mediated signaling pathway
Cellular component (GO): membrane; external side of plasma membrane
Molecular function (GO): cytokine receptor activity; protein binding
Source: RefSeq, a predicted model, not a curated record